AUGCAAUCAAAUCUGACAUUCCAUAACAUAAGUCUCUCAAAUGUAACAGAGAUGCGAAAAAUUCAAAGCUAUUCAAAUGUUACCCACGAUUUUUGAUAUGAGUAUCAUUGCAUGACUGACUGAAAAGAAUAUUCAUUUCUAUGCUAUUUAGACGACAUAUGUGUUGGGUCAUUAGUUGCAAGAUUUAAAAAUAAAACUUCAAAUCUUUAUAUCAUGGAUUUUGAUGUCGCCCUUGACUAUAAAAGAAUGAAAAUAGGCAGCAGAAUGAUGGAACAUCUUAAAGAAAUUGCUUCUAAAAUAUCCAAAAUUAGCAGCAUAACACUUCAUGUGUGGACAAGCAAUGAAGCCGCAGUUAAUUUUUAUAAAAAUCAAAACUUCGAAAUUGUGGCCCAGUUGGAUAAUUAUUAUUAUGAAUAUCAACCGACAACUGCUUUUGUGUGUGAGUUUAAAAUCAAGAGAGACACAAAUUGUCUUAAGGACUGUCUUUUGUUUUGAAGCAAUGAAGAGAGCCAAUCGCUAUAA
Blepharisma stoltei is the source of this 522-nucleotide messenger RNA. Lineage: Eukaryota; Ciliophora; Heterotrichea; Heterotrichida; Blepharismidae. The record is from the annotation of a GenBank genome assembly.